AUGGUCUUUACAUCCCCAGAAUGGGUGCCUCAGCUCCCUAUCGACCCUCCCGAUUCCAUAUCUCUCCACGACUUCAUGGCAACAGAGAAUUUCGGCCGGCUACCAUUUUCGCAGUCCAGGAACCCAUUCACUUGCGGCCUCACUGGCAAAACGUAUUCUGCCUCGGAAGCACGUCAGCGUGCUGACUUCCUGGCCCGCGCCAUUGCCAGGAAACUGGAUUUCUCGCCAAACGAGGGCGUUGAGUGGGAUAAGGUCGUUGCUAUCUUUUCAUUGAACGCUAUUGAUACGUUUUCCGUCACACAAGCUGUCCAUCGACUCUCUGGAAUUGUCACUCCUGCUAGUGCCGCUUACUCGGCAAAUGAACUUGAGCACCAGUUGCGAUCGUCUGGUGCCAAGGCGCUCUUUACUUGCACCGCUCUCAUAGAUCGGGCUGUCAAGGCUGCUGAAGCUGUCGGUAUCUCCAAGGAUCACAUUUUCCUCCUAGAGACUCCAGGGGGCAGCAAAGGGCUGAAAUUCACCACAGUGGAUGAGCUCAUUCAACAAGGCGUGGCUUUGCCAGCCUUGGAGAGUCUCAAGUGGGUGAAAGGUCAGGGUGCCAGACAAGUUGCCUACCUUUGCUAUUCCAGUGGAACUUCAGGUCUUCCCAAAGCUGUGAUGAUUUCUCAUCGCAAUGUUAUUUCCAAUGUCCUACAGAUUUCAGCAUUUGAUAGCGUCUCAAGACAACAGCUCGGCAUCAAAACCCAAGCCUGCCUGGGUGUGCUUCCUUUUAGUCACAUCUAUGGUCUCCUCAUCAUCUCUUACGCCAGCACUUUUCGAGGCGAUGGAGUUAUUGUCAUGCCUGAAUUCGACUUCAAGGCGGUUCUGGCUGCAGUGCAAAAGUACAAAAUUGCCCUCUUGUUCGUGGUGCCACCCAUUAUCAUUCGGAUUAUCCGAAACGAGGCUCUAUGUGCCAAGUACGACCUAAGCUCCGUAAGAUAUGUCUAUACCGGCGCCGCACCAUUAGGAUCUGAAGUCGUAGAUGAAGUUCGAAGGCAGUACCCAAAGUGGCGCGUUGGUCAAGGAUACGGCCUCACGGAAACUUGUACAGUAGUCUGUACGACUAGCGAACUUGACAUCGAUGACGGCUCUUCCGGUUCUCUAGUUCCUGGGACAAGAGCCAUACUCGUGGAUAUUGAGACUGGCCAGGAAAUCGCAGAGUAUAACAAGCCGGGGGAGCUUCUCGUGCAAAGCCCAUCCCUAGCCUUGGGAUACUUGAAUAAUCAAAAGGCAACUACCGAAACGUUCAUCUGGCGGGCGGAUGGCCGAUGGAUUCGGACUGGCGAUGAAGUCUUGGUACGCAAGGCUGCCUCCGGAAACGAGCACCUCGUUAUUGUUGACAGGUUGAAGGAACUGAUCAAGGUCAACGGCCAUCAAGUCGCGCCCGCUGAGUUGGAGGCCCACUUACUUGGACAUGACCUUGUCUCGGACUGUGCUGUCAUUCAAGUCUCGGAUAAUAGGACAGGCGAGGUUCCCAAAGCAUAUGUGGUGAAAUCUGAGAAAUGUGAUGGGCUUUCGGAUGAAAACAUUGUUCGUGCCAUUUGUCAGCAUGUUGAGACGCACAAGGCAAAGCAUAAGUGGCUUAGAGGAGGUAUCGAGUUCAUCGAUACCAUCCCAAAGAGUCCUAGUGGCAAGAUUCUACGAAGGCAGCUGAGGGACAAGGAAAGGGAAGCAAAAAAGCAAUCACAAGCCAAGCUAUAG
Molecule: messenger RNA, 1737 nt
Organism: Fusarium keratoplasticum
Lineage: Eukaryota; Fungi; Ascomycota; Sordariomycetes; Hypocreales; Nectriaceae
Exons: 7
Coding region: 1-1737 (578 amino acids)
Molecular function (GO): CoA-ligase activity
Source: RefSeq, a predicted model, not a curated record